Messenger RNA from Alosa sapidissima (American shad), 4361 nucleotides. It is a transcript of the gene atg2b, whose product is annotated as autophagy related 2B. Gene Ontology annotation, cellular component: extrinsic component of membrane; phagophore assembly site. The coding region runs from base 604 to 3681 and encodes 1025 amino acids. Gene Ontology annotation, molecular function: phosphatidylinositol-3-phosphate binding. Gene Ontology annotation, biological process: reticulophagy; piecemeal microautophagy of the nucleus; autophagy of mitochondrion. The record is from RefSeq and is a predicted model, not a curated record. NCBI's taxonomy places the organism in Eukaryota, Metazoa, Chordata, Actinopteri, Clupeiformes, Clupeidae. The transcript has 21 exons.
AUCAUUGAUGCGCGCCCUUUACCCUUGGAGGCCAAAAUGAUGAUUAGUGGAGGCUUGGUGAGGUGAUUUAUUUCAGAACACACUUUGGAAAUGUAAAAGUCAAACGUUGUAGAGAGAAAUGCCCCGGGAGUGAUAUAAGACAAGAAACACCCCCCCUUCUCUUCAUUCCAUAGCGUCCACACUCCAGUCCUGAAGACGGCGGUAAUUAAUGGGAUUUUCACUGCAACAUCCGAAGAAGAGGGGAGCAUGCGUGCGGGCGUCUAUGGUGUUCAGUUACGCGGCUGUGUGCGGAGUCAUGAAAGUGUUUGUAAACAAUAUAGACACAAUCGGUCCUCUCUUGCCUUGGAUGUGGCGCAUUGCUGCUGUUUUCUCUUCUCCGACCUGCUAGAAAAUUACCGGUCACCUGCCUGUACACUACUGGGAUGAGGCUGACCUCCGGCUCAGAUGGCGACCUGAUCGUAAUCAUCCUCAGGCGGACUGUCUGCAGUCGCAUCGAGUAGGACGGUGUCUCACCGAGGCUGCUUGAGGUGUUGGUGUGUUGCUCUAUUGAUCUGGGCCAAACCCGAACCCUGACUCAAACCCCGGCCUCCACCAUCAGACACAAUGCCCUGGCCGUUCUCCGAGUCCAUCAAGAAGCGGGCCUGCAGGUACCUCCUGCAUCGCUACCUGGGCCACUUCCUCCAAGAGAAGCUGAGCUUGGACCAGCUCAGUCUGGACCUGUACCAAGGCACCGGCUCACUGGCGCAGGUGCCGCUGGAUAAAUGGUCUCUGAAUGAGAUCCUGGAGUCGGCGGAGGCGCCGUUCGAGGUGAUCGAGGGCUUCAUCCAGACCAUCUCGCUGACGGUGCCGUGGGCGUGUCUGCUGCAGGACCACUGCUCUCUGGAGGUCCGCGGCCUCAGGGUGGUGUUCAGGCCACGCCCCCGCGCAGCUUCAGGCCUUGAGCCCAUGUGCUGGUCCAGCUUCAUGACCAGUAGUAUGCAGUUGGCCAGAGAGUGCCUGAGCCAGAGGCUGACCGACGACCAGGGGGAGAGCGGCCCCCUAGAGGGCCUGGAGACCUUCGCUGAGACCAUAGACACAGUCCUGCGGAGGAUUAAGGUGGCGUUCCUGGACACCGUCCUGAGGAUCGAGCACAUUCCGGCCAAUUCCAAGACGGGCAUCGCUUUGGAGAUUCGUAUCGACAGGAUGGAGUAUUGUGACGAGCUGGCGGACGAGAGCUCCAACCUGCACCAGACCACCAGCUUCACCCACAAGAGGCUGGCGCUGCAGGGCAUCAGUGCCUACUGGGAUGAGUUCCUCGAGAUCAGCCGCGCACCCACAGCUGACUCGGAGCUGAAGUUGUCCCCCAGCUGGAGUCCCCAUAUUGUGUGUGAGCCGCACCCCCAGUUCUCUGAGCCAAUCACGGCGCACCCCCAGUUCUCUGGCGCCUCCCCCAACGCCCAGCCCCUCCCCCCGCUGCAGGUAGGACAGCUGGGUGGACGACUGGUGCUGUCACUCACGCUGAAGCAGAACGCCACUGCGCCCGGAGCAAAGCUGGAAGUUGAUGGGCAGAUGGAGUCUCUGGUGCUGCUGCUGUCGCCACGGCAGGUUCACCUGCUUCUGGACAUGUGGGGAGGCUUCUCCCCCUCUGGCGGAGCAGAGUGGGCGGGGCCUAGGGAGCGGAGGUGUCGGCCCAUGCAGCAGGAGGACGAGUACCGGCUGCACAUGGAGCUCAGCCGCUGCCUCAAGAAGGAAACCAUGGCAACCACCGCAGCGCCCACACAGCAGGACCUGUUUGAGAGCACCACCAGGACCGCGUCCAGCAGAGAGGAAGUGUUUUUCUCCAUGGCUGAGAUGGACAUGUCCCACAGCCUAUCGUCUUUGCCCCCUCUCGGGGACCCGCCUACUGUUGACCUUGACCUGUCACUCAACAGUAAUUACUCCGCCUCUCUCGGCGAGUCACCAUCUGGCCAAACAGCUGCUGGAUGGGACGAGUAUCUGGAGGUGAACCGACAACGAGAUAAACAACAGGAGGCUACUUACACACAUACACACAAGCUGCACAGACAGACCUCUCAUCUCCCUGAUGACUCGUGUCCUGAGCUGGUGCUGCGCUUGACUGUGGAGCGCCUCCGAGUGGUGGUCCUGCACAUCGACCCUCUGCCCCCGGCUGACUCCGCCCACAGUCCCUCUACACCAAUGGCCACACACUUCUUCCAAACGCUGGCCGCACACAAGCUCCUCCCCCAUGGCUGUGUCCAAUCACGAGACGUCUUUGACAAGGCCUGUCCCCAUGACCACCUCAGGUUGGUGGCGGAGGGGGUGUGUGUGUCGUAUGAACACACUCAGAGCUCCAGCGUGAUGCGUCUGAACUCUGACGUCUCCUUUAGUCAGAUGGAGUUGCUAGAGUGUCUCGUCUCCAUGGAGACGCCCAACAACACACACACUGCACAGUACACGGAACUGCUGACGUUUGAUGCCACAGGCGGCAACACUAGUACUCCCUGCCUGCACCUGCUCUACAAGCUGACUGAACGAAGAGGUCCUCAGGGAGGGCAGGUGCGUGCGUUGCCGGGCAGGGCGGAUCUGAAGGUGGAGCUCGGUGGUUGCCGUGUGGAGCUGGACAUCAGCAUCGUUGACCGUCUCCACUCCCUGUUGCAGCCACGGAAACAUGUUACUAUGGAGAUGAUGACCUCACAUAUGUAUACAUCCUAUAAUAAGCCAGUUAGUCUGCACAAGGCCUUUGCUGAGGUGUUUCUGGACGACAGCCGCUCCCCUGCACAGUGUGAAGUGUGUGUGAGUGUGUGUGCUGCGCGGCUGCUGUUGUGUUUGCGGUUCCCCAUUCCAGACCUGCGCUGCGACGCAGAACGCGGCCCGUGGUUCCGCAGACGGCUGCAGAGGGAACAGUUACUGCUGGAGUUUGAGGAACCGGAACUCAAGAGCCACUUCACUGGGGGAUCCCACGCGGAACAGAACACAGUGGAACUCAGCUACAGAGAACUCACCGGUAGUCUCCAUGGCGAUAAGGAGGAGGGGCCAGUGCGGUUUCUGCGUGUGGCUCAUAGUCUGGAUGACAUCAGCACCUCAGACAGCGGCAAGUUUGACUGGCCCAGGGUGGUGUUGAAGAUGAACCCCAUGGCUGUUCACUCCUUGCUGGAGAGAGUAGCUGUUGAGGAGGAGGAGGAGGAGGAGGAGCCAGGGGCGGGCCUUCAGGAGGAGGAAGCAUCUCAUUCGCUGAAAGACGUCUGUGACUUCAGCCAACCAGAACCCUCUCCCUUCUCAUCACGUCGGGUGAUGUACGAAAAUGAAGAGAUGGUCAUUCCUGGUGACGUGCUGGAGAUGACAGAGUUUCAGGAGAAGACAACGGCCAACUCUCGUUUCAUCCUGGAACUCAGCAUUCCGAACCUGCAGAUCACUCUACCCAGCAAAGCCUUCUAUGAGAAAUUACACAACAGAAUAAAUAAUGACUUGCUGCUAUGGGAACCCACUGCCCCGUCGCCCGUGGAAACGGUGGAGAGUAUGCCGUAUGGAGUCGGACUGUCAGUGGCUAGUCAACUGAUCAACACACACCUUAAAGACUUCAGCCCAGAGGAUAGCUGCAGGUCUUCCCAACAAGGAAGCUACCUAGUCAAGUUUUCAGAUGACACUGCACUGUCCACAUUCCAGUCAUGGGCUAGCGUUGACAUCAUUUGUGAAGUGGUGUGACAAUCAUUUUUUAGAUUUAAAUGUAGCCAAAACAAAGGAGCUCAUAAUUGAUUUUAGGAGGACAAAGGCAGAACCAAUAGCAAGUGUCAUACAUGGGGGGGAUGUGGAAAUCGUUGAUUCUUACAAGUACUUAGGUACAAUAUUUGACAGUGAGCUCAAGUUUCAUGUAAACACUGAGACAAUUGUCAAAAAGGGACAAUAGAGAAUUCAUCUGCUGAGGAAGCUUAACUCCUUCAGUGUCUCUAAAACCAUUUUACGUAACUUUUAUUUUUUUAUUACUUUUUUAUGUUGGUUCAAUAGCCUAUCAGUCAAAGACAAGAACAGUCUCAGCAGCAUUGUUAACACUUCAUCAAAGAUUAUUGGAACACAGCUAAAUAGUCUGAGUGCUCUGUUUAACAAACAGGCAGUCCAAAAGGCUAGUAUCAUCAGUCAGCCUGAUCAUGUUUUAGGUGGUGAAUUUUCAUUAAUGCCCUCUUGGAGGCGCUAAUAUUCUGUCAGGACAAAAACAAAAAGGUAUUCUGGAUCCUUCAUCCCUACAUCCAUUAGAUUAUUAAAUAAGGUUGAAGGGAUAGAGUACACUACUGAAAAUGUUGAUUUACUGAGCGCUGUUCAUCACUGACAGGACAGGGUGCCUGACUGUGUGUGUUAAGAUGUAUAUGUCUUUUAUCUUCUUAUUUAUU